Messenger RNA from Parnassius mnemosyne (clouded apollo), 1344 nucleotides. The record is from the annotation of a GenBank genome assembly. NCBI's taxonomy places the organism in Eukaryota, Metazoa, Arthropoda, Insecta, Lepidoptera, Papilionidae.
AUGAGGGAAAUAGUUCAUAUACAAGCUGGACAAUGCGGCAACCAAAUUGGUGCAAAGUUCUGGGAGGUUAUAUCGGACGAGCAUGGCAUCGAUCCAACUGGCACGUACCACGGCGACUCCGACCUUCAAUUGGAGCGUAUAAACGUUUACUACAAUGAAGCCACUGGCGGUAAAUAUGUGCCUCGAGCCAUAUUAGUUGACCUCGAGCCCGGAACGAUGGAUUCUGUCCGCUCCGGGCCGUUCGGACAAAUAUUUCGCCCGGACAAUUUUGUGUUCGGCCAAUCCGGUGCUGGAAAUAAUUGGGCUAAGGGUCAUUACACAGAAGGUGCAGAAUUAGUCGAUUCCGUCCUUGAUGUUGUCAGAAAGGAGGCGGAGGGUUGUGAUUGUCUACAAGGAUUUCAACUGACACAUUCUCUCGGUGGCGGCACAGGAGCCGGUUUAGGCACGUUACUAAUAUCAAAAAUAAGGGAAGAAUAUCCUGAUCGCAUAAUGAAUACUUUCAGUGUCGUCCCAUCACCCAAAGUAUCGGACACUGUGGUGGAACCAUACAACGCUACACUUUCUGUGCAUCAACUGGUGGAAAACACCGAUGAGUCGUAUUGUAUUGAUAAUGAAGCUUUGUAUGACAUCUGUUUCCGCACUCUAAAGCUUACUACACCAACAUACGGAGAUCUAAAUCAUUUAGUGUCUGCUACAAUGUCCGGUGUCACCACUUGUCUUCGAUUCCCUGGCCAGUUGAACGCAGAUUUAAGGAAACUGGCCGUAAAUAUGGUUCCGUUUCCUCGCCUUCACUUUUUUAUUCCUGGAUUUGCCCCAUUAACAUCAAGGGGAAGUCAACAGUAUAGGGCUCUCACAGUUCCAGAACUGACUCAACAAAUGUUUGAUGCUAAGAACAUGAUGGCGGCAUGUGAUCCUAGACAUGGGAGGUAUUUGACUGUAGCGGCCGUAUUCAGAGGCCGUAUGUCAAUGAAAGAGGUUGAUGAGCAAAUGAUGAAUAUUCAAAACAAGAAUUCGUCUUACUUUGUGGAAUGGAUUCCAAACAAUGUGAAAACAGCCGUAUGUGAUAUACCACCAAGGGGCUUAAAGAUGUCGGCAACAUUUAUUGGUAACUCUACUGCUAUCCAAGAAUUAUUUAAACGAAUUUCGGAGCAAUUCACUGCCAUGUUCAGACGUAAAGCAUUCUUGCAUUGGUAUACUGGAGAGGGUAUGGAUGAGAUGGAAUUUACAGAGGCGGAAAGCAAUAUGAAUGAUUUGGUAUCAGAAUACCAGCAAUACCAGGACGCAACAGCUGAAGAAGAGGGUGAAUUCGAUGAAGAGGAGGAGGGUGGAGAUGAAGGAGACUAG